AUGUCGCAUGCACACAAUUCACGUCAAGGAAAUCAACCUGGACCUCAAAGAUCAAAAGUAACACCUGAAUGUAGGUUGAAAAAUCCAGCAGCGUUAAAGAAUAAGAACAGAUCAAAAUCGAUUAUUUUAGCAGACGAAAGCACACCAUCACAGACUUGCAAUACAAAUUCCAUUGAACCCAUUCAAGACAUAAAGAUGAAAAAGACCUGUGCUCGCUGUAAAGAAGCAACUAAAUGUGUUAAAUUGCUUAGUUCUAAAAUUGGAAGACUUGAAGAACUAGUAGAUUCUUUAGCCGAACGGUGUCGUUUAGAUUCAAUAAAUAAUGAGCCAACAAAGAAUACUAAACCUCAGUCGGAUCCAUAUCCAAAUCCGUCUGCUUCUACUUCGAAAUCAACAGCUCGCACAUGUCCAAAGUGCAAAGAAUCUUCAAAUUGUAUAAAUAUGCUUAACAAAGAGUUUCAUAAGAUCGAGAAGUUGAUGGUUGAUUUGCUUGAAACCAAUAAAGGGAUCGAGGUAACAUGUCGUAACAUGCCGAUGUCAAUAACUCAACAAUGUAUUUCUCAAAUUAUCCCAAAUGGGCAGGUUUUUCGUGCCGCAACUAUAGCUGAACCUCCAGGAAAUGGUCCUACUAUUCCCAUAAACUUAGUCACUUACCCUAAUGAUACUAUUGCUGUUCGAUUAUCUUUUAAUUUUACUUGUCCAAACAAUAAUAUUACUAUAAUCCCAAUUCGUUACAUUUUUUCAAACAUGACGCUCAUCAUUGCUGAUCUAGCUUAUACUUUUCCCUCUGUUAAUUAUUGUCCUACAAAUUUGACAAAUAAUACUUUAUCGGAUAAAAUAAAUAUUUUUGCAUUACCAGAUAAUUUCUUAUUGAUUCGUUAUUGGAAUGUUCCUAAUAACUCUUCGGAUCUGGUUCAAUAUUAUGGCCUUAUAGUAUCACCUAAUGGCAUGAUAAUUAAUGA
This is a messenger RNA of Racocetra fulgida, 962 nucleotides long. Lineage: Eukaryota; Fungi; Glomeromycota; Glomeromycetes; Diversisporales; Gigasporaceae. The record is from the annotation of a GenBank genome assembly.